This is a messenger RNA of Cornus florida, 580 nucleotides long. Its product is annotated as major pollen allergen Ole e 6-like. Bases 74 to 307 code for a protein of 77 amino acids. NCBI's taxonomy places the organism in Eukaryota, Viridiplantae, Streptophyta, Magnoliopsida, Cornales, Cornaceae. The record is from RefSeq and is a predicted model, not a curated record. The transcript has 2 exons.
UGUCCCAAAGAAACCCUAAAAGAGAAAGAGAAAAGAAAAAAAAAAGUUGAGACGAAUAUACAGAAAACCAAAAAUGGCGAAGAAGCUUGUUACAAUGUUGGUGAUGUGCAUUGUUGUUGUUGCAGCAUUUCACGUACCGGAGGCCGAAGGGUGGGGCGAGAUGCUUAAGGAUUUUAAGGAAUGUUACGGCCCUUGCAAGCAGGAAUGCCUUGACGGUGGCAACGGCUUCACCUUCUGUGAAAUGAAGUGCGACACCGAGUGUGGAGCAAAAGAAUUUACUGAUAAAAUAAAUCAAAUGAGGAAUUAGACAGAAGAUCUAGGAGGACGCAGUUGCUCCCAUCACUUGGUGAGAGGGAGAGUACAAGACUAGGCUACAAUAAAGUUAUUGUGAAGAAUAUCAUAUAAUUCUUCCAGUGCCAAGUUGUUUUUAUUUUUUAUUUUUUAUUGUUUUCAAGAGCCAUGAUUAAUGAUAGAGCUCAAGCGGCUUAAUUGAGUGAGCCCUCAAAUACAAUGUUGUAUGAAUUGUAUCAUUUUAUUAGAUCAAUGAAAGCUGCAAAAGCAGUACAUAUUUGAAAUACAA